Messenger RNA from Perognathus longimembris pacificus (Pacific pocket mouse), 1044 nucleotides. RefSeq names its product translation initiation factor IF-2-like. The transcript has 3 exons. The record is from RefSeq and is a predicted model, not a curated record. NCBI's taxonomy places the organism in Eukaryota, Metazoa, Chordata, Mammalia, Rodentia, Heteromyidae. Bases 1 to 1044 code for a protein of 347 amino acids.
AUGUCUUCUUCUGGAAAGCAGCUUGACUCAUGUCAGCUUCUGGCUGAGCUGAACUUCUUUCAGUUCCUCAAAGAGACAGAGCUCCGUACCCCUCCACCUAGGCUGCUUCCUCUGUCAGAGGCUCUGAUCGGGCUGGGGGGGAGAGAGGGCGAUAGGGAGCGGGCGAGAGUGGGCAAGCGGGACGCCGGGCUUGAGUGCGAACUGCGGGAGCCGGGAGCGCGGGAGGAAGCCCAGCCGGAGAGCGGCGGCCGGGGCCGACACAGUGCCAGGGGGCCCGGGGCGCACGGGCCCGGCGACCCCCCAGCCCCCUCCCGCCCGCACACACCCCCACCGCGGCCCGGAGCCCGGCCGGCGUCGACGCCUAGGGGGGACCAUUACAUAAGCCCGCGCCCCGCGGCGCCGUCGCCCGCCGCUGAGGGCGGCCCCGAGCCGAGCCCCGGGGGGGCGGGCGCUCCGGGCACCCGGCCGUCGGGGUGGGGGUCCGCAGCGGCGGCCGCAGUGGUUUCUCCUCCCCGGGUGAAGAGGGCGGCGGCGGCGGCGGCGGCGAGCGCGGCGCGCGGGGAGGCCCGCCUUGCACGGCCGCCCGAGCGGGGCCUCCUCGGUGGGCUCGGCGUCAGCGCGGGGCGGGCGGCCCGGCCCGGCCCGGCCCCCCUCGGCCCUCGGAGGCGGCGAGCUCCGCGCCCCGGUGUGCCCCAGCUCCGCGUCCCCGCCGGCCGGCCGCCGCGCGAUGAGGAGGACAGCGCCGAGGAGGAAGAAGCUGAUGGCGGCGGCGGAGCUCCGGCAGACCUCGGCUGGGCAGGGGCCGGCCGCGGCGGGCUGGGGACUGCGCCUCUAGAGCCGCGAGUUCCCGGGGAUUCUCCGCAGCGGACGCGCUCGCGGUCGGUGCUGCCGAGCCCUCUGCUCCGGGCCUGGCCAGGGCCCGUCCCCUCGCCUUUUGCCCCUACCUUUUCUACCGAGAUCGCAUCCCUCUCUCGGCCACCGCCGCCCGGCGAAGAGAAAAAGGAACUUCCCCCACCCCUGUCUGUGUCGACGGAGACCCCUUAA